This is a messenger RNA of Gigantopelta aegis, 992 nucleotides long. RefSeq lists its product as uncharacterized. The transcript has 3 exons. The coding region runs from base 120 to 992 and encodes 290 amino acids. The record is from RefSeq and is a predicted model, not a curated record. NCBI's taxonomy places the organism in Eukaryota, Metazoa, Mollusca, Gastropoda, Neomphalida, Peltospiridae.
CAGAAUAACAAUGACUGAGUGAUUCACAAUGCUACAGGUAGUAGUGCCAAAGGGAACCAAAGCAUGGCACUGGAUGCUACUAAAUACAAUAACACACAUUUCUAUUUCUGGGAUAUAAAAUGGAAAAAGACAAGGUAUCUAAUAUGGCCAGAGAAUCAGAUCGAGGAGCUACUACACUUGAAUAUUUGCAACACAUAUAUGGUGAAGAACAGCCAAUGGUUAUGAUAUCUAACUACAGCUUUGAAAAUCAUUCGAAUGAAGUUAAAACUGAACUCAAUUUCAGAACUGAUAUUUUCCCUCCCCAAAAAGCAGGUCAACACGACAUUCUUCUUCUUCAUCUUCACCAUGGAGUAGUGUUCAUACAAGUGAAAGCAGUCGAAGAAGGUAGACGUGGAGCAACUAAAAAACAACGUGAUAACCACAACAGGAAAAUCAGGGAACGUGUGGAAGAGGGCCUUAGCCAGCUGGACAGGGACGUUGAAAUGUUUAAACACGUCAUGGAAGACCUAGACUUAAACAUUCCAAUAACCAAAGUGUUGGCUUUGCCCAAUAUCAGUAAGAAAUAUAUAUCAACUCUCACGACCUCGAUGAAGCUGCUGCAAGACAAAUUGGGAUAUAAUGCACUAGAUAUAUGUCUUUUUCGUGAUCAGAUUAACAUUAACACAAAUUAUGAAAAUGAGGGAAAAGAGCUUUUUCUAGAAUGGUGGAAACAUAACAUCAGCAAGAAGCCUGGUUUCCGUGAUGCAGAUGAGUACAAACAAGUUAUAGGACGAUAUGUCGGUCCGAUGUCCACUGUGAAAAUAAGAACAUUAGGAGAUGUGAUCGCUGAGAUCGACUGCUUCGAGGUGUGCUUUGUCGAACUUAGAUUCUCGGGGAAACUUGGAUUCUCGGAAAACUUAUAUUUUCAAGGAACCAUAUCGGGAUAUAGCUCUGCGGUAGUCCGAUCGUCUCAGGCUGACUCUUUGGAUUUGUAUUCCAUUCCAGCCGAAUGA